Molecule: messenger RNA, 1799 nt
Organism: Cornus florida
Lineage: Eukaryota; Viridiplantae; Streptophyta; Magnoliopsida; Cornales; Cornaceae
Product: histone acetyltransferase type B catalytic subunit
Exons: 10
Coding region: 72-1460 (462 amino acids)
Biological process (GO): subtelomeric heterochromatin formation
Cellular component (GO): nucleus
Molecular function (GO): histone H4 acetyltransferase activity
Source: RefSeq, a predicted model, not a curated record
ACAGUUUGCACCUUAUAUUUAUUUCCCGCCUCUCACAUUUCCCGCUCCGACGAAACCCUAACAGCCCAAAAAUGGGGACGAAGCAUCAAUCUUCCGAUCCGAUUACCGACGCCAAGAAGCGAAGGCGUGUCGGAUUCGCCAAAAUCGAUACAGGAAUCGAAGCGAAUGAGUGCAUCAAGAUUUAUCUAGUUUCUAGCAAAGAGGAAGUGGAUGCUCCCGACAGUUUCUGUGUCGAACCAAUUGACCUGAAUCACUUUUUUGAAGAAGAUGGGAAGAUUUAUGGUUAUCAAGGAUUGAAGAUCACCAUCUGGGUUAGCAGCAUAUCAUUUCAUGCUUAUGCUGAUGUUACAUUUGAGAGCACAUCUGAUGGAGGCAAAGGGAUCACAAAUCUGAAAUCGGCUCUUCAGAAUAUAUUUGCUGAGAAUCUUGUUGAGACAAAAGAUGACUUCCUUCAAACUUUUUCAACCGAGUGUCAUUAUGUUAAAUCCAUCGUCUCUAAUGGGGAGAUAUUGCAACAAAAAGCCUCCAAUGGUUACAAUGACGAUUCUAAUGUUCAUUUAAAAGCAGAGGCUUCUGAUGUUGAGGUUGUUCGGGUUGUAGGCAGCAUGCAUGUUGGACACCUUUACAGUCGAUUGGUACCUUUUGCACUUCUUCUUGUAGAUGGUAGUAAUCCUAUAGAUAUUACUGAUCCAAGAUGGGAGAUCUAUCUUUUGGUUCAGAAGAAAAUUGAUCAGCAGGGGGACAAUCAGCUUAGAUUGCUUGGUUUUGCAGCUGUAUAUCGUUUUUACCUUUACCCUGACGGUCUACGCCUGCGACUUAGUCAGAUACUUGUACUUCCUCCUUACCAACACAGGGGUCAUGGCCGUUGCUUUAUAGAGGUGCUUAAUACUGUUGCUAUUCGUGAAAAUGUUUAUGACUUGACCGUUGAAGAGCCUUCGGACUCCUUACAACACGUGCGGACCUGUAUUGAUGUGCUACGCCUGCAUGCUUUUUACCCAAUUCAGGAUGCACUUAAUUCAGUAAUCCUACGUCUGAAGCAAGAAAAUCUGUCAAAGAAAAGCCAACCUUGCCAUUUUGUUCCACCUGUGAGUGCUAUUGAAGAUGUCAGGAAAAGUUUAAAAAUCAACAGGAAACAGUUUUUACAGUGUUGGGAAGUGCUCAUCUAUGUCAGCCUUGAUCCCAUUGACAAAUACAUGGAGACUUACAGGACAAUCAUUUCAGAUCGUAUAAAGGCUGAUGUCAUAGGGAAAGAGACUGGCCCUGCUGGGAAGCGAGUGAUUGAAGUCCCGACCAGUUAUGAUCAGGAAAUGUCAUUUGUCUUGUUCAAGUCCCAGAACGGCGAAGCUAGUAGCAUUGAGAUGGAUGAAAAUCAAAUUAGUCCAGAAGAACAGCUACAGCAACUAGUUGAUAUGAGGAUGAAGGAAAUAAAGUUGAUAGUUCAGAAGGUAUCUCUGCGCUGAUCACGAAGUCUUGGGAGCCAGUCGACUGCCCUCUGCUUUAUGUGGUGUGCAUCGAUCUGCCAAAAGAUUUUAACUGUGUGACUGUGUCGUCCUGGUGAUACAAUGGAAUUGUGAUGAGGCUUAAACGAGUUGUUUGUGCACUUCCAGGGUGAGCUUAAUUUGCUACUAUGUUAUUGAGAUUAGCUUCAAACUCCAUAAUCUAUGUAAGCUGAAACUUGAAUCCUUUUAUGAUUAUAUCCUUUUAGUAGGCGGAUGUUACUAUUGCUAUAUAUGAGGAGAAGCACCCUACCCUGUUGGAAUGAGCCUUUGAAUUUUUAAUUAUUUGACCAUUUGGUUCUC